CGAAACAACAUGGCGACUUAUGGCGAUGAGUCGGACAGCUAUCUUUACUCUUCCUAUAACCCGUACUCUUACAGAUAUUUAAAUUCUAAACCCAAGGGUUCAAGUUGGCGACAAAAAAGCUACCUGUCAAGUUAUGGAGACCCGGGGGAAUAUUUUGAUAACUAUCAAAGAGCGCAGCUCAAAUCCCUUUUGUCACAGAUUAAUCCAAACCUGACACCGAGGCUAAGGAAAGCAAACACUAAGGACGUCGGGAUCCAGGUGAACCCUAAAACUGACGCGUCUGUGCAGUGUUCCUUGGGUCCCAGGACCUUAGUAGCGAAUAAUAGAGAGGCCCUGAGAUGGAGAAGACAAAUGACUCCGAUGCCAGGGAGCCCUGUGAACAACCUCGCCCAAACCGUGCGUUUUCCCAGGACACUAGCCUUGUACUCUCCCAUUGCUGCUAGGAGGCCAGCCUCAUUUCUUGACGAAGGAGAAAAACUACCAGGGGAUCCACCAGAAACUGCUGAAAAGGGCAAACGCACUUUGGAAGAAAAAGAAGCCCCGCCAGCAAACGAUAAAGCCAGCAUGGAAAAGCCCGACGCUGGUGUCGGUGCAACACAAGAAAACAAAUCCAAUGGCGCCCGGAAAGAGGGACAAGAUGGUAACAAAAGUAGGGCGAGUGUGAGAUUUCAGUUCCUGGAACAGAAAUACGGCUAUUACCACUGUAGAGAAUGUAAUCUACGCUGGGAGAGUGCAUAUGUUUGGUGUGUACAGGGCACAAAUAAAGUGUAUUUCAAGCAGUUCUGUAGAACAUGUCAAAAAGCUUUCAAUCCUUAUCGUGUUGAAGACAUUACCUGCCAAGUCUGCAAACGGGCCAGAUGCAUAUGUACUGUGACUACACGCCAUGUUGACCCCAAGAGACCCCACCGCCAGGAUCUUUGUGGGAGAUGCAAGGGCAAACGACUCUCUUGCGACAGCACUUUCAGCUUUAAAUAUAUUAUUUAAGUUUAAUGUUUUGCAAAAGAUCCUGCUAGAUUACUGAAAUCAAACCUUUUGAAAGAUUACAAAAGAAUUGUGAAGCUGGGAUAAGUGUGCCUGUAUUUUUUUUUGUUUUGAAAGCAGGAUCAACUACUGAAUGUGAAAUAAAUGGCGAUUAAUGGACACAAUGGUAACUACAUUUUUUUUUUUUUUUUUUUUUUUUUUUUUUAAAAACUACAUUACUCAUUGGAAAAAAUGUGGGGCAGACAUGAUGUAACUAAUCUACACUCUUGCUUUAGGAAGCAAAUGUUGCAGUGUUACAAUGUAACUAUUACAGUGAGCACUAGCUACCAAUCUUGGCUACUGUGUUUUUCUACAAAGCUUUUUUGUAAUCAAACUAAAAUAAAGUCUAUGAUACAAUGGGCAGGGUAAACACAUAGUAGGUAUUUGCAUAAGUAUUGUACCCUACCACUGGGCACCUCUCCUCACUUCAGAUUUGUUUUGGUGUUCAUCUACCAGUGUAAAAGGCAUAUGGUAGAUGUCAAGCAUCUCCAGGAAUAAUUUAAAGAAAGACC
Polyodon spathula (Mississippi paddlefish) is the source of this 1532-nucleotide messenger RNA. RefSeq names its product zygote arrest protein 1-like. Gene Ontology annotation, biological process: translation. The transcript is spliced from 4 exons. The record is from RefSeq and is a predicted model, not a curated record. Bases 10 to 984 code for a protein of 324 amino acids. Gene Ontology annotation, molecular function: mRNA base-pairing post-transcriptional repressor activity. Gene Ontology annotation, cellular component: cytoplasm. Lineage: Eukaryota; Metazoa; Chordata; Actinopteri; Acipenseriformes; Polyodontidae.